Mustela lutreola (European mink) is the source of this 3481-nucleotide messenger RNA. RefSeq names its product lysyl oxidase like 2 (gene LOXL2). Lineage: Eukaryota; Metazoa; Chordata; Mammalia; Carnivora; Mustelidae. Gene Ontology annotation, cellular component: membrane. Gene Ontology annotation, molecular function: copper ion binding; protein-lysine 6-oxidase activity. The record is from RefSeq and is a predicted model, not a curated record. The transcript is spliced from 14 exons. Bases 319 to 2658 code for a protein of 779 amino acids. Gene Ontology annotation, biological process: peptidyl-lysine oxidation.
GGCCGGGCCUGCAGUGGCGGCCGCCCCCCGGGAAGGGGGUGGGCCCGGGGAGGGGUUUGCCUUCCGACUCGCGUUAAAAGUACCGGGAAAAGCCUAAAGGAGUGACUCCAGUCCGCGGCGUCCGAAGCUUGUAGCCCGCUUUCUCCAGCGGCCUGAGAAGUCGGCUCGCCCCCUCUGCUCGGGAAAGGGGGUCGGCGGCGAACGGCACGGAGAGGGGCUACCGUGGGAAGUGUCGGCCCCGGCUGCCAAGACGCGCCUGCCUGUCGCCCCUCACCGCCCAGCACCCCCUCGGGCAGGUCCUCUGUUCAGAAGACGGGGAUGGAGAGGCGUGGACGCUGGGGCCUCGGCGGGUGUCUGGCCUUGCUGUCGCUGCUCCCGUCCCUGAGCCUGGCGCAGUACGAGGGCUGGCCCUACCCUGAGUACUUCCAGCAGCCGGCCCCCGAGUACCACCGGCCCCAGGCGCCCUCGGACACAGUGAAGAUCCAGCUGCGCCUGGCCGGCCAGAAGAGGAAGCACAGCGAGGGCCGGGUGGAGGUAUACUACAACGGUCAGUGGGGCACCGUGUGCGACGACGACUUCUCCAUCCACGCGGCCCACGUCGUCUGCCGGGAGCUGGGAUACGUGGAGGCUAAGGCCUGGACCGCCAGCUCCUCCUACGGCAAGGGGGAAGGGCCCAUCUGGUUGGACAAUGUCUACUGCACGGGGAGGGAGGCCACCCUCGCGGCCUGCUCCUCCAACGGCUGGGGUGUCACCGACUGCAAGCACACAGAAGAUGUGGGUGUGGUGUGCAGUGACAAAAGGAUUCCUGGUUUCAAAUUCGACAAUUCGUUGGUCAACCACAUAGAGAACCUAAACAUCCAGGUGGAGGACAUCCGGAUCCGAGCCAUCCUGUCGGCCUACCGCAGGCGCAUGCCUGUGACAGAGGGCUAUGUGGAGGUGAAGGACGGAAAGACCUGGAAGCAGAUCUGCGACAAGCACUGGACAGCCAAGAAUUCCCGAGUGGUCUGUGGCAUGUUCGGCUUCCCCGGGGAGAAGACGUACAACACCAAAGUGUACAAGAUGUUUGCCGCCCGGAAGAAACAGCGCUACUGGCCGUUCUCCAUGGACUGCACGGGCACGGAGGCCCACAUCUCCAGCUGCAAGCUCGGCCCGCAGGUGUUGCUGGACCCAGUGAAGAAUGUCACCUGUGAGAAUGGGCUGCCGGCUGUGGUGAGCUGUGUGCCUGGCCAGGUCUUCAGCCCUGACGGGCCCUCGAGAUUCCGGAAAGCCUACAAGCCAGAGCAGGACCGUGUGUCUCUCCAGCAACCUCUGGUGCGGUUGAGAGGUGGUGCCAACAUCGGGGAGGGCCGAGUGGAGGUGCUCAAGAACGGAGAAUGGGGCACUGUCUGUGAUGACAAGUGGGACCUGGUGUCUGCCAGCGUCGUCUGCAGAGAACUGGGCUUCGGGAGUGCCAAAGAGGCCAUCACUGGCUCCCAGCUGGGGCAAGGAAUAGGACCCAUCCACCUCAACGAAAUCGAGUGCACCGGGAAUGAGAAGUCCAUCAUAGACUGCAAAUUCAAUGCCGAGUCUCAGGGCUGCAACCACGAGGAAGAUGCCGGCGUGAGAUGUAACAUCCCUGCCAUGGGCUUCCAGAAGAAGCUGCGCCUGAAUGGGGGCCGGAACCCCUACGAGGGCCGUGUGGAGGUGCUAGUGGAGAGGAACGGGUCCCUUGUAUGGGGGACGGUGUGUGGCGAGAACUGGGGCAUUGUGGAGGCCAUGGUGGUCUGCCGGCAGCUGGGCCUGGGGUUUGCCAGCAACGCCUUCCAGGAGACCUGGUAUUGGCACGGAAAUAUCUACGCCAACAAGGUGGUCAUGAGCGGGGUGAAGUGCUCGGGAACCGAGCUGUCCCUGGCACACUGCCGCCAGGACGAGGAUGUGGCCUGCCCCCAGGGCGCGGUGCAGUAUGGGGCCGGAGUCGCCUGCUCAGAAACUGCCCCCGACCUGGUCCUCAAUGCGGAGAUCGUCCAGCAGAGCACCUACCUAGAGGACCGCCCCAUGUUCAUGCUCCAGUGUGCCAUGGAGGAGAACUGCCUCUCAGCCUCGGCCGCCCAAACCAACCCCACCACAGGCUACCGCCGCCUUCUGCGCUUCUCUUCCCAGAUCCACAACAACGGGCAGUCUGACUUCCGACCCAAGAAUGGCCGCCAUGCGUGGAUCUGGCAUGAUUGCCACAGGCACUACCACAGCAUGGAAGUGUUCACCCACUAUGACCUCUUGAACCUCAACGGUACCAAAGUGGCAGAGGGCCACAAAGCCAGCUUCUGCUUGGAGGACACAGAAUGUGAAGGAGACAUCCAGAAGAAUUAUGAGUGUGCCAACUUCGGGGAGCAGGGCAUCACCAUGGGCUGCUGGGACGUGUAUCGCCAUGACAUCGACUGCCAGUGGGUCGACAUCACCGAUGUCCCCCCAGGAGACUACCUAUUCCAGGUCGUCAUCAACCCCAACUAUGAGGUCGCCGAGUCUGACUACAGCAACAACAUCAUGAAGUGCAGGACCCGCUACGACGGCCACCGCAUCUGGAUGUAUAACUGCCACAUAGGUGGCUCCUUCAGUGAAGAGACGGAAAAAAAGUUUGAACACUUCAGUGGACUCAUAAAUAACCAGCUCUCCACACGGUAAAGCGCCGGGGCACCUCCUAUCUACAGGCCACCACACAUCUUCCCAAGAACUGCAGUCUGAUGGCCACGCUCCCCCCGCGUCGUGCAGCCCAGCCCCUGCCCUGUCCCGACCCCCUGCGGCCACAUCCAAGGCUCGGGGGGCGGGGAGACGGGGUGUGCUUGGCACCCGCUGGGGGCUGCUUACUGACUUCUGGAGCCUGGGAUGACCUCUGGGGUGGGUUGUGGGCACCAAGAGCCAGCUCGGCUGGGACCCCGGGAGCACAGGUUAGCAGCAGCUUGUCCCACCCCAAGUAUGACGCCACCCCACUCAACUUAUGACAGACAAUUUCGCCACGCUGCUGGGUGUGAGCGGUCAACCACAGGCGGUCAGGCUGAAUUCCAUUUUUCCCCUCUCUUGGGUCAUUUCCGGCCAACCUCAGUACCUAGACCUCUCUUCCCAUUAAACAGGCUGCCUCUACUCUAUGAUAUUCACAUAUACAAAUAAUGCUGCCAUGUGUUUUCUAACAAGCUCAGAGUUGGUGCUUCUCCCCCCUCCGCUCCUAAAUCCCCUUACGAGAUACCAUUAUUAUACUUUCACAGACUUUGAAACACAAACUAAUUUCGCAGCAUAUACUAUUGGGCAUCUGGGCCUCUGAAAGUAUAGCUCAAAAGGAAAACCAGCCCACCUGUGUAAGUGAUUCGUCUUUCUGUUGUUCCAAUUCUGUGGGUAACUGAUUUAACGGUGCUAUAACCAGGGUCCUGGGUGGUAAGGACACCCAGCGAGCGCCAGGUGUCAUCACAGACACUUACACAUACUUGAAACUUUGAAUAAAAGGUUUAUGAUA